This is a messenger RNA of Cryphonectria parasitica EP155, 984 nucleotides long. RefSeq lists its product as uncharacterized. NCBI's taxonomy places the organism in Eukaryota, Fungi, Ascomycota, Sordariomycetes, Diaporthales, Cryphonectriaceae. The transcript has 5 exons. The annotation marks the transcript as partial. The record is from RefSeq and is a predicted model, not a curated record. Gene Ontology annotation, molecular function: NAD+ binding.
AUGCCCACCCUUCAUGUUCCGGCCGGGUCUUCAGACCACCUCCAGAAUAUAGCCGACGCGUUAUGGAAGGCGAAGAAGGUGGUGGUUAUCACAGGAGCUGGAAUCAGUACUAAUUCUGGGAUCCCUGACUUUCGAUCGGAGAACGGGUUGUAUUCCAUGAUUCAGAGCCAGUCGCCGCGCUCUCUGUCGACCCUCAAAGGGCGUGAGCUCUUCGACUCCUCCAUCUGGUCAGACCCUCUGAAGACCUCCGUAUUUUACACCUUCGCCACCAACCUUCGCCAGAAAUCUCGCGAUGCCUCGCCAACCGGCUGUCAUCACUUCAUCAAUCACCUCUCAAAAGCUGGAAAGAUGGUCCGCUGCUACACGCAGAACAUUGAUCUUCUCGAAGACAAGGUCGGUCUCUCGACGCGUCUUCUUCUUGCGGACUCUGGUACCUCAACUCCAGAACAUAACAAAGGCGUAGAAUGCGUCUUCCUCCACGGUUCGCUCCGCGCCCUGCGCUGCUUUCAGUGCGGAUGUGUUGCCGACUGGGACGAGGGGGAUCGGGAGCUGCAGACAAUGUCGGGCCAACAACCGCCUUGCCCUCGAUGCGAAGACGCGACCGUUGCCAGACAGGAGCGCGGCAAACGUGCGCUCGGUGUCGGAAAGUUGCGGCCGGACAUUGUCCUCUACGGUGAAGAGCAUCCGGAGUCGCAUCGGAUCUCGACCAUCAUACAACACGAUAUCUCUCUGGCACCCGACAUGCUCAUCGUCAUGGGGACGAGCCUCAAAGUCCACGGUCUCAAAACUGUUGUCAGGGAAUUCGCAAAGACAGUACAUAAUAGAAAGGACGGGAAGGUUAUUUUCGUCAACUAUACAAAACCAGCCGACAGCGUUUGGGCCGACGUAUUCGAUUUUUGGAUCGAGAUGGACUGCGAUGCUUGGGUUCAGGAUUUAAAAGAGAAAAAGCCCAUCAUGUGGCUUCCUCCGGGAUCUGUCGAGGAG